GGCGGCGCGGGAGGGGGACGAGGGUAGGCCAGCCAGUGCCAGGCGGCGUUGGAAAAGCAGCACCUCUCUCACCACGCAGAGACAGGAGCAGCCGCGGCGGCAGCAGCAACGGAGAGAGCGGAGGAAAAUAAAAUAAAAGCUGGCGCCCCACCGGAGGAAUGAAAACAACCUUCCCUUUCUCCUGGUGUGUGUGUGUCUUGACAGGGGCAGCAAGAAAUGAAACUUAAUUGUAAGAGUGGAGGCACGGAGCUGGCGGGGGCAUGUUGGUCACUAUCACACGUCAAAGCUUUGGAGACAGUUUAAUUUUCCUGCCCUUGUAAUUUUCAUUUACCAUCCCAGGAGGCGAAAUUAAGGAUGGGUAGAAAGGCUCUGCUAAUCUGGUGAGGUGAUGUCCCUUUAGCACAUGGAAUCCUUCACAGAUACUACUGUACAUUGCUGUUCUGGAUGAGUGGAAGGUCACAGUAAUGAAAGGCAGCAAUAGGAAUAAAGAUCACUCAACAGACGGAGAAGGAACUGGAAAACGACCAAAGAGGAAGUGUCUUCAGUGGCAUCCACUACUUGCAAAGAAAAUUCUUGACUUUUCUGAAGAGGAGGAGGAGGAAGAAGACGAGGAAGAUAUUGAAAAGGUCCAGAUUCUGAGUGCUGAUAGUCUUGAUCAUGAUGCUGAUGAAACAGAAGAUGAGGAAUCUUCAGAACAGCGAGCUCGCAGACCAAUGAAUGCAUUCCUUUUGUUCUGCAAACGUCAUCGUUCCCUUGUCCGGCAAGAACAUCCUCGUCUGGACAAUCGUGGUGCUACCAAAAUAUUGGCAGAUUGGUGGUCUCUUCUUGAGCCUAAAGAAAAACAAAAAUACACGGACAUGGCCAAGGAGUAUAAAGAUGCAUUUAUGAAAGCAAAUCCUGGCUACAAAUGGUGUCCACCUACAAGCAAACCUGUGAAAACUCAGUCACCCACACUAACAAAUCGAAAAAAGCUUUGGGCUUUCCCAUCAGAAGUUACAAAAGAUUUGCCUAGUCCAAAAAAGUUGAUGAAGACAGAAGAAACCCCUCAGCUGAAUUUUGCAAUGGCAGAUCCUACGCAAAUGGGAGGCCUCAGCAUGCUACUGUUAGCAGGAGAACAUGCCUUGACUGCACAAGAAGUCUCUUCAAAUACAUGUCAUUCUGAUUCCCCUAAUUCUACUGAAGGAUGUCUAAACUCAACAAUGUUACAAUUUGCUGAGAUUUCUUCAAAUCUGUCAAAGGGAACUGUUCCUGAAAAUCCAAAAGAAAGUGAUGAAUCAGCUUUACUUCAGUUCUCAGAGUUGAAGGGUCCUGAGCCAAUCAAGCACUAUAGAAAAUCAGCACUCUUCCAGUUGGCUGAGAUCUCAUCAAGUACAUCCCAUUCAGGUCCUUCUGAAUUAACGAAACAGUGUGGGACAUCAGCAUUGUUUCAGUUGGCAGAGAUGUGUCUUGCAUCAGAGGAAGUAAAAGUGAGAGAACCUGGGAAGGCAAAACCUGAAACAGCCAGGAUUGUCAAAACACUGGAAGCAUCUGAACAGAUGAAAAUUCCAGAUUCGGAGAAAGCAAAAGUAAAAACAGAAAAAUCUCAGAAAAUGAAGGGACAAGAACAUGAAAAGACAAAGACUGGAGUUUUCGAAGAGGUAACAAGGUGUAUACAUAUUUCAGAUCCAGCUUUGAACAGCAUUACAUUAGUUGGACAUGACAGUGCAACAGCAAAAGAUCCUGCAUGCUGUUCCCAUGAGCUGACAUCAGUAGCUGACAUCAGCACUUUAGGAUUAAACAAACCAGAAAAACUGAAGAAGAAAAAGAAGAAAAAUAAAGUGGACCGACAAGGACUUGAGAAAUGUACUCCUAAAAAGACUUGCAAAAAAAGGCAGUCUUCCGAAUCAGAUAUUGAGAGUGUCAUUUAUACUAUUGAAGCAGUUGCAAAAGGGGACUGGGGGACAGAGAGACUUACAGAAAUGUCCCAUAAGAAAAUUCGCCUUUCUUCUGCAGUGAAGGGCAAUAUUUUGGACACAAAGUCACCAAAGAAGAAAGUAAAGUCAAAAGAAAAAAGAACACUGAAAGAAAAAUGUUUAGAGACCACCAAAGAAUCGAAGCCUCCUGAUAUUUUUAGCAUUAAAGAUGACAAGGAUGUACCAUGUGAAGUAUCUGAAAACACAAUAUCAGAUAUUCUAACCCCAACAGAGGAUAUAAUAUCACAGAGUUUACCAGAUCAAGUAAAAAUUGAGGACAGUGACUGUAAUAAAAAGGCAGAAAUUUGUGGCUCGAGAAAAUCUGAAAGAGCUUGCAAAGGUGCACUGUACAAAACUCUGGUGUCAGAAGGCAUGCUUACAUCUCUGCGUUCCAAUGUUGAUAGAGGAAAACGAAGCUCAGGAAAAGGUGGCAACUCUGAUCAGGAAGGAUGCUGGAAUGAAGAAACUUGGGCAUUUUCCUUAAGUGGGACAAGUGGGAACAAAAAGUUAAAAAGAAGUAAGCCAAAGGAAGACAUUGUUUUGGGUUUAGCAAAGCUGGAAGAAGAAUUUGAGAAAAAGUUCAACAGCCUUCCUCAAUACAGUCCAAUCACAUUUGAUCGUAAAAAUGCCUCUCUACCAAGAAAAAAGAAGAAAGUUGGCAGUUAUGCUAUAGACCAAACAAAAUCUAACAAAGAGUCUGUGGUAAUACAAGAACCUUUGGUUGGAAGUCAGAAGAGAAAAGCAAGGAAAACCAAGAUCACACAUCUUGUUCGGACAGCAGAUGGUCGAGUUUCACCAGCAGGGCAAGGUUUGGAAGAGAAACCAAAAGGGCAAAAUACUCUUCAGAGAACAUUAAAUACAGGGAUGGAAUGUAGCAAGGAAUCCUUGCUAAACAACGAUGUAGCGGAAAAUCAUAGUAUGACAUCAGACAUGCCAUCUGUAUCUGCAUUCUUCAGUCUAGCUGCCUUAGCAGAGGUAGCAGCAAUGGAAAAUGUGCACAGGAAUCAGAGAACAGCACCUCUUCCCUGUGAUGGACAGCCAAAAGAAAUGUCUCAGGCUCCAGUGCUUAUUUCCUGUGCUGACCAGUGAAGCUCUACCCUUUUGUAAAACAUUGUGCUUUACCUAAUAUUCUAGCCUUGUCUUUACCAAUGGAUGGUAGUCAGUCCAUGUGAUGGAGGAACUCAUAGACUGAAAAUGAGUUGUUCAUGUUCAGUGUGGCACAGAUUUCACUUGUAGCUUGUUCCAGGUCCCUUUAGCUUGAGCCUAAAAUGUACUAUGAGAGUAAUGUUAUUUCUCUCUUAUGGAACAGAAAUGAAAUAUCCUGGAGCUUUGCUUUCUAGAGAAGGUUUUUAAAGUGGUAAAUUCACAGUUACAUGGAGAAGGCAAACUUUACUGUAGCUCACACAGCACCUGUUCUGUCAAAAGUAGUUCAUAUGAAGUGUAGCUACUUUAAACAAAAGUAGAAAGAGAAAGAAAGAAAGAAAGAAAGAAAGAAAGAAAGAAAGAAAGAAAGAAAGAAAGAAAGAAAGAGAACUGAUACACUGCACUAGUUACUAGAUAAUCUUAGUCCUUUUUACAUGAACAUUUAAGUUCUCGGAUGGUUUAUAUAAUAGGUUAUGCCUACAUUUAUAUAUUUAAGAGUGAAUUUAAGAACCUGUUUGUAGACUCCAAGAACGCAUGGGAGGUGUACCAUUGUUUGAGGUCUAUGUGCGGCAUAUGGCCAAGAAGUUCUGCACUUUUCUGAAUUUGCCACCAGGGUGAUAGAAUUUUUGGCAAAAAAAAUAUUGACAGGCUUUAUUGUGCUUUUUUAAAAAAAAUUAAGCAUAGAAUAAUGGAGAUUUACAUUUAAAGCAAAGGUCUGGCAUACAGAUAAGAGCAGUGCUUGCAGAUUACUGGUUUGAAUUUCAAGCCUUGAAAAUUUCAUUUAUUUUUGGACAGAAAUUCAGAAUGACUAAGUUUAAAGCAGUGAAAUGGGGAAAAUACUAUUAAUAUAUUGUUCAGAAGUGACCUUAGUACUACUUCACUCUUUUGGGGGAAAAUCUUUUCAGUUGACAUAUACACUGAUGAAUAUAUUUUACAUUUUAUGGACACUGGAAUUGUCAUAAAUACUAUGCACAGUCUGAAUCGGCUUCAUCAGUUUAUGAAGUGCCAGUGGUAGUUUGGGAUGGUAAAGUGCUGAGUAUAGCAUAAGUAGAUGAUGACUGAGGAAUAAUGUUACAGAAUUUAGGCCAUCAAACAGACCAUUUUUCAAUUUGUGUUAUCUUUAUUCUGUGUUGCAUCCUUUUCCCAUCUCUACAUCUCUUGCCAGAGCAGGUUCUAGGGUUUAUAUAAUUAUUAUUACUUUAUGUUAUUUCUUAAUUAUUUUAUAUAUGCCAGUUUCCUGUCAUUCAACACAACAUGCAGCAGCAUCUAUAUAGAUUCUUUUUUAAAAGACACCCUAAAUUGGCUGCAUGAUAUGAAAUCAUUGAUAGGUGGUACUUUAAUUUUUGUCCAAGGCCCCAAGUACAGUAAUUCUGCUGUAACAUCAAGUAGGGGAAUUUGGCAUCUGUGUACAUGGUUUUCCAUCUGUCUAGGGAUGCACAAAUGGAAGUCUUCUUCCACAUAUAUACGGACUCUGACUGGAUCAGGGCAACAAUACUCCUAGCAGCAACAUUUUAUUUUUCAUAAGAAUUUGACAGGAAAUUUUCACAUUAAUACAGGGUACUUCUUCCACAGCACAAGAAAUUUCCCUAUUUUGAUUUGUAUCAUAGCACAAAGAUUUAACCAAAUGCUAUUGAUCAGACCCCAGCAAUAAUUUUCUAUGAGUCUUGUCUCUGGUGGAAUUUUGUGGUAGUGUUUAGUUCAGUGAGACCCUUUUAUAUUAAUUAGGUCUCUAUGAGCGUUUACACAGUGUUAUCAGGCCUUCUUCAUUUGUAUGUGACAAAAUUGUUAGAGAAUAUGGGGUGUUUUUUUUUCAUUUUUUUGUAAUUGGAUUUAACAGCCAUACAAAAAGUGACUCUUAAAACUUGCUUGGCUUAGCCUUUUAUUAUUCUAAUCAGUGCAUGUCUUUUCAGGGUCUGAACCAGGAACAACAACAAGCAGAUCAUAUACUUUGUAAUAAUUGAUGAUAACAAAAAUUGUCACUUCAGCUUAGGUAAAAAAAUCAAAACUCAUUCAAAGUUAUAAAUAUUGAAGAAAUAGAAUAAAAAAACAGUUUCAACAGGCAUGAGAAAAUAAAAACUUGUUAGAAAAUUCAGGUAGAAGAAAUUUCCACAUGCUGCUGUAACAUGUGGAGCUAUUUUAAUAGUUCAAUUUUGUUAAUGUUUUCUAAAUUAUUUUAACAAAAUAGAAUGCUGCCAUCAUGCCAUACUGUUGAGCAUAUAUUGUGGUAGCUAAAGGAAUAUAUGACCAUGUACUAGCGAUGGCUCAAAUAUGUUAGUAGCUGAAAUCCAAAUAUCUUACGGUGCAGCCUCUUCAUCUUUACAGUGGGUACUAACAUACGCAUUCUAUUGAAUCCAUUAGAAUAACUACAUUUUGCAAAAGUACAUCAUCUGUAUUCCAUUUUAAAUUUCUAUGUUAUUCCUAAAAUAUUUCUUUGUAUGAAUGGUACCUUUAUAAAGAAUGCGGAAAAUUAGCUUUUUCUAAGUAAAUAUCUUGAUUACCUUUCUUUCCAAAACUUUGUUGACUAUCCCUUAGACGAGGGACUGAAUAUGGGUCAAUUUACUGAAUACGAGUGUUUUCUGAUGCUAAUAAACUUUUCUGUAGAUAUGCUUAAUUUUAAAAUGAUUAGGCACCAAGAGUAGCAGAAAUCCUGCAAAGCUUUAUAGUUCAUUAGAAGCACAGCCCACUUGGAAGAUUCUCUGCAGCCAUCCUCAUUGGAAUGUAGGUAUUGCACAGCUUCCAUUCAUUCCAGUGGAGGUUCUGCAGAAGAAUAGCCAGAUAAAUUGUGCCCUGUGGUUUCUUUCUUUUGUUGUUGUUGAAUGACGUCUUAAUUUUAGAGGCUUGCUGAAUUUAUUAGAAUGGGGAUCCCUGAUUUCAGAAAGGAAGAACAUUUGUUAGCACAAAAAAAUGCGAAACCAACAAUGUAUUGUUAAAUUGCUUUUUUAUUUUUUAUUGAUUUGUGUGGGUUUUUUUAAAGAAAUUUCAUUUCUGUGAUACGUAUUUUCAUAUAUCAGCAAUGUCACUAUCAAACUUAUGUCAUGAAUUCAUUUUGAGCAAGAAAUGUUGCACCUUAACUAUUUCAAAAAACCAAAAUAUUAUGUUCUCUACUGUUUAUUCCAGUAUGUUGUAUUAUAGUUUAUCAAACCCAUUCUAAUUUAGCAGUUAUCAGUAUUUAUGCAUUUAACAAUAUCCUCUAGGCCUGAACCUGUAUAUGUCUUUUUUCUUUUAAAAACAAAAUUUAAAUAAGAUAAACAACAUAUUCUACCCUCCUCUGUGGUCUCUUUCUGAAGAUGAGAUAUUUUCUAAAUAUAAAAUUUAGCACUGCCCAGUUUUCUUUAUGGUAGUUUAUUUAUUUAGUGAUUUUUGAUUUCACAUACUUCUGAGAUAUACACAUAGUAGCUGAUAUUGCAAGCAUAGAUUCAGCUGGGAGGAUACUGUAAUGUCAUUUUCAUGUAAUUGUGUUAGUACUGUAUUAGAGGGUGGGAUGGGAAAUGAGUUCUGCAAAGUAUUUAAUAUGUGCAUUAGAUUUUGAUUAUCCUGUUAGGGUGUUUUCCAGAUUCAAGACCAAAACUAAUGUAAAAUCUUGUGGAGCUUAUAUCAUGCUGUUGUACUUAUGACAGUAUUUUUCUCUGGAUUGUACUGUGAUACCAGAAAUAGGAUAUAUUUAUUUACAAAGAUAUAGUGUGCUUUUUACUAAUACAAUAUCUGAAAGUUACAAGCAAAGGAGUUCUUAUUUUUUUUCUCACCUGAAAUUCAAUCUGUGUCAUACAAAGCAAACUAAAAUAUUGUGAAUUUCACUAUUUUUUUCCUAGAUAAUCUCUGUUGCAUAAAUGUAGCUGCUAAUCACUUAUCAUUUGUUGACUCUACAUAUUCACUUGCAAACUCAGAAGGGUUGUAUAGUGUGACAUCACAAGGAUAACAUAAAUGGGAUGAGUGAAGUCUAAUAUAUAAAAAGGAGAUGUACCCCUGAGGAAUAGUUCAGUCAGCUUUUAAAACGCAUAUACAGUCAUUGCAACUUUAUCUCCAUAUACAGACAUACAAAAGUAGUAGUUUUCAUAGUGUUUAGUACUUCCCAGUAGGAAGAGGAACAGCAUUUAUGGAAUUUGUACAUAAGGAAGGAUGGGAAUACCUGCAUUCCUUCUACAAUACCUGGUUUCAAGAUGAGGCCAGAUGUGCACAGAACAUUCACAUUGAUAGGCUUGGAAUAUUCCAUGUGCACAGUAACCAUUACUGAAGAUCUGGAGAUACUGGCAGAGUGAGAAUAAAAAUAUACCAUGAUGUCUGGAGAGAGGAACCAUGCAAUAACUUACUUUUGCAGAUUAUAGCCAAAAAAAACCCUAAUAGUUCCUUGAAUAAUAAUGACUUCAAAACUCAAAAAUUGAGUUCUUGUAGACAAUUAUCACUUAAUUCUUAGUGAUACAUGUUUUUCAGUCAUCAAUGAGACUGGAAAAGCUCUAAUCCUUAGUAAAAAGCUUGGAAUGCUUUUUCCCCCCCAAGAUCGAUUCAUGUUCAAUGAUUAUAUAAAAUAUAUGCUGAAAGAAACAGUUAAUGAGAGUUAAUCAAAGCAUAAGAAUAGGGCAUUAGCAUCACAUGAUUUCACUGGGGGGGGGGUUGGCUUUUGUUUUUGAAGGAAAGUUGUAGUAAAGUCUAUAAUGAUAAUUGAGUUUGCCUUGUACCAAUGUAUAUUUAUGCCUCUCAGCUGCACUGUAUUCUACAACUAAUUCUGAUGCUACCUCUAUUAAAACUACUUCAGUUGAUUUCAUUUA
Messenger RNA from Pantherophis guttatus, 7858 nucleotides. RefSeq names its product BBX high mobility group box domain containing (gene BBX). Gene Ontology annotation, cellular component: nucleus. The record is from RefSeq and is a predicted model, not a curated record. Gene Ontology annotation, molecular function: RNA polymerase II transcription regulatory region sequence-specific DNA binding; DNA-binding transcription factor activity, RNA polymerase II-specific. NCBI's taxonomy places the organism in Eukaryota, Metazoa, Chordata, Lepidosauria, Squamata, Colubridae. Gene Ontology annotation, biological process: regulation of transcription by RNA polymerase II.